CGUGGAGGGAACCUAGAUCCCUCUGUGUGGGAAGUUCACGGUCAGUUUUUUUUUUUCUUCAAAUGCAGGGUCUUAACAAAAGGAGGGUCAAGGCUGAGUUUGGCAUGAGCAGAGCAUUCUGCGGACACUUCAUGAUGUUUCCUCUGGAAGAGAUUACAAACAGCACUUGCUCUGGUUACCGGGAUCAGCACCCUCACACUAUCCUUUACAACAUCUUGAGCGGGAGGGAGAGUGGCUACCUCAUCAACAAACUGAACCGUAACGCCACAAAACACAACUGCCACUGUGAGCAGAGGAGGACAGUUUGCCUUAAGGACCCAAAGGCCACCUGCCAAGUUGCCUCCAGUGUGCUGGUCAAAACCGUCUGCUUUGUGAGAAGUUUACCAUCCUUCAGUCAGCUUCCAUCAGGAGAUCAGUCAUCAUUGUUAAGACACUGCUGGGUUCCUUUAUUUGUUCUGGGGCUUGCCCAAGAAAAUAUAGUCUUUGAAGUGACCGAUGUCCCGAAUUCAAGUAUCCUCAGACAGAUUCUGCUCGGACCAGGACUCACUGAAAAGGAGGCCGACCAACCAACUCUUGCUGAAGUCCACAAAUUGAGAACUUGCUUGCACCAGCUGUGGAAUCUGGAUCUCAGUCCGAAGGAAUAUGCUUACCUGAAGGGUGGCUUAUUGUUUAACCCAGCUGUUCAAGGACUGAGUGCCUUGUUGUUCAUUGACGGCCUCCAGCAGGAAGCUCAGAGAGCUCUCCAAGAAGUCAUCCACCUCCUGCACCCAGAGGACACCGUUCGCUUCAGCCGCGUCCUUCUAGCAGCCUCCACCAUUCAGACUGUCAGCCACAGCCUGGUCACAGAGCUCUUCUUCAAGCCAGUUAUUGGCAACACAAACAUGUUUCAUUUACUAACGGAGAUGAUGUUUGUACAAUAAGAUCCCCGUGAGAAUGCCUUAUAAUAGAGUGUUGUGAUAUGGAAUUUUAUACAGUGAACCUAGGUUGAAAAGCACACGAAAUAAACCUUUUAAUACCUUCA
Messenger RNA from Siniperca chuatsi (mandarin fish), 1021 nucleotides. It is a transcript of the gene nr0b2b, whose product is annotated as nuclear receptor subfamily 0, group B, member 2b. The record is from RefSeq and is a predicted model, not a curated record. Bases 63 to 920 code for a protein of 285 amino acids. The transcript has 3 exons. Gene Ontology annotation, cellular component: cytoplasm; nucleus. NCBI's taxonomy places the organism in Eukaryota, Metazoa, Chordata, Actinopteri, Centrarchiformes, Sinipercidae. Gene Ontology annotation, molecular function: transcription factor binding; transcription corepressor activity. Gene Ontology annotation, biological process: circadian rhythm; negative regulation of transcription by RNA polymerase II.